UACCUAUAGACGGCAAAUAAAUUCAUGACCACAAGAGCAAACACUUGAGAGAUAUUGGCCAAUAAACCACAUAUCCAUCGUCGUCUCAAAUCUCUCACUACUGUCCUCGCACGCCUCACCCGCCCAAAGUGUCGGAUCUCAAGCCUUGCCGCGGUCAGAUUCGUCCGGCCUUUGAAGAGGUUCUGCGAUUAUCGCUGUGGUGCGCUGGCUCGACCUUCACACAUGUAUUUGUGUGGAGAUGAAGACGUCCUGACGGUGAUUCAGAUGAAUGAAUCCAACCAGCAGCCCAAAAUCCAGCAUACUCCCCUCCCUCCGAACAUGAGCUCACCAUGCUCCUCUCUUACUAAAUCGUUGUGAGGUCCCUACAUCGCUUCGCCCUCUCCGUUCAACCUGUACUGCAUAUAUUCUUCUCCUCUUGUGAUCUCCGGCUGUCUACAUUUUCCGCAUUAACAUGGACAAAUGUCAACAUCACCGCAAGGUCGACCGGCAGGCUUUGAAACAGCCACGCUUCGACCCCGAGGAUCUGGCCUGUCAUGAAAGUUCCAGCACACCAUCGUUGGAGCGGACCACCAGCUCGACCUAUUCCAACGAUUCCUACUGCACCGGCUACGAGGGGGGACAAGCCAUGCAGAGUGGCAGCUCGUGUACUUCGGGUUCCAUCCACGGCUAUGACCCCGCUUCGUCUCCUCUGGCCGGCAGCAGCCAGGACAAUUUUGAUGCUGGUCACAACAGCCACAGUCACUCAACGGCAGCUAUCUACGACCAAAGUCAGAUAUUCGACCUCACACAGAAGAGCGCGACCCUGGAUAUACGCCAGCCUCCGCAUCCCCCCCAAGUGGUAGCCGACUCGCCAUCACCCGAAGAUCUGGCCUGUCAUAAAAUAUUCUACCUCAUACAGAAGAGCGCCCUCCUGUAUGCAGGCCAGCCUCUGCAUCCCCCCAACGUGAUGGCUGACUGGCCAUCGCCCGAAGAUCUGGCCUGUUAUGAAAUAUUCAAUCUCAUACAGAAGAGCGCUCUCCCGUAUACAGACCAAUUUCUGUAUCCCCCCAAUGUGAUAGCCGACUGGCUGUUGCCCGGGGAUCUAGCCUGUUAUAAAAUAUUCAACCUCAUACAGAAGAGCGCCCUCUCAUAUACAGGCCAGCCUCCGCAUCCCCCCAACAUGGUGGCUGAUUCGCUAUCGCCCGGAGAUCUGGCCUGUUAUGAAAUAUUCAUACUCAUACAGAAGAGCGCUCUCCCGUAUACAAGCCAGCCUCUGCAUCCCCCCAAUGUGGUGGCCGACUCGCUGUCGCCCGGGGAUCUGGCCUGUUAUAAAAUAUUCAACCUCAUACAGGAGAGCGCCCUCCUUUAUGCAGGUCAGCCUCCGCAUCCCCCCAAUGUGGUGGCCGACUCGCUGUCGCCCGUCGCGCAAGCCAACUGUAAGGAUCAAUACCAAUGCUUGAAUCAAGGCUGCGAAGCCGAACCCUUCUCAAGACACGCGGACCUUGUUCGGCAUUACAGGCACGUGCACGCCCCAAAAUCCCAACUCAAACAAUAUUAUUGUGACUACAAGAGCUGCCGGCGCUCCAAAACCCGCCAGUCGCCUUCCGCCAGGGACGAGGACCAGGUGAUCCCUUUCACACGCAAGGACCAUUACAAGGCCCACCUUCGCGAUUUUCACCUGGAAGCUCUGCCAAAGCGCAGCGCCAAGGAUGAUCCAGACUGGGCGACAGAAAAGCAAUUGAAAAGAACGUGGUGGCGCUGCGUCAGGUGCCUGAAGAGAAACUGGCUCUUAGAAGGCAGUCCGAAGUACGUUUGCAAUUGCGGUACCGAAUUGGACCCGGAGAUCCAGAACGAGAGGCGCAGGCUUUUUGGUCCAAGUUCUCCCGCGAGAUCCCACUGGUAGUAGUGCCGUGCAGUGUCGGCUCCAACGUGCCUGUAGUCUGUCUUACCGGGGCUUCCACCCAGUUUACGUCGCAGCGCGCGGGCCGGAGCCUCGAUGGAUCGCAGCCCGAACCUGACGAAGACCUCGAGAUGGAACUUCCGCGCCGAUCGCAGCCCGAACCUAACGAAAACCUCGAAAUGAAACUCCGCGCCGAUCGCACCACCACCGCCGCCGCUGCCGCCCCCCAAGAUUCAAACCAGUCAGGCGCCACACAAGCCAAAUGGGCACCCUUAGCCUCAGACACUAACUGAAGUGAGGUUACUCAAUUACGAACUUUCUCCAUCGGGGGCACAUCAUCGCCCGCACGCAUCUUGUCUAUUUGGCACUUUAUCAUUUCCUCACCGCUGGAUGGCCUGACUGCACUUCCUCGAUCGGGAUGGAGGAAACAAGUCGCCCUUGAUCGAGGCUGUGGCAUCAAACCAUCGUUUUCGCGAGGUGUAUUUUACUUCUUUACUUUUUUUCUUUCUCUUUUCAAUCUGCUUCAG
Cryphonectria parasitica EP155 is the source of this 2406-nucleotide messenger RNA. RefSeq lists its product as uncharacterized. The record is from RefSeq and is a predicted model, not a curated record. Lineage: Eukaryota; Fungi; Ascomycota; Sordariomycetes; Diaporthales; Cryphonectriaceae. Bases 452 to 1882 code for a protein of 476 amino acids. The transcript is spliced from 2 exons.